GUGAUCUGGUGUAGUACAAAGGAAGAAAUAGAAAAUUCUACUGGUUCUUGCGCCCCACGCACCCCCUACCACAUCUCUUUCUCUGCGCUGCAUGAUUCUUUGUUCUCAUUGUUGUUUUUUCUCCAAGUCGAAGAGUCGCGCACCAGAAGAUGUCCUCCUCGCAUGAAAAACUUGGUCCCGGGUCACUUAGAGCGUUUUCUUUUUGCACCGCGACGUUUUCGCUUUACACGGGAACCGCUUGUUCUACUUCGUCCCUCCUGCUAAAUAGAACUGCUGGUAGUUCUUCAGUAGAGCAUGGCGGACGAGGUGGCGAAGAGCUUGUGGUCGCGGAAGGAGCGCUGGAACACCAGGCACGACACCGUGCACGCGAUCGGUCGUCUCCUAAGCGGGCGGGCCGCAAGAAUAAACAAAAACAAGUGCUCCUCGACGUCACGCAGUGUCGCCGUGCGCUUGUCGUGCCGCGUGGUCGGCGUCAGUUUAGUACUUGUUUACAGAACUACGUUGUGCCAAAACGCCGCGACAGGGACCGUCUUCCCCUCCCUACCGCCCCGAGAGCAGGAGUCGGUGAUCUUUUACCGGGGAAGGAAACUGUGCUUCGACCGCGUAGAUGCGCGGCAUGAAGACUGCUGUCACGAGGUCUACGGGGAGACGGGGAACGCCGAGUGCUGGGAUUCCCGGUAUCCCUCCGCGGAGGUGUGCUGCUAUCAAUCCAAAGACUGGGAUACGCAUUGCAAAAGUAUCGACGUACUUGUAGUACUAAUUAUUGCAGUCAUGCACACUACAAAUCUUUUUCGUACAGGUAAAUCCGCAUGACAAAUUGCAUUCGAGUACAACUACACUUUUGCAGUUCAUAUGGGAAAAAAAGCAGCAACUGUCCUGCACCGGGGAGUCCGCGACCUAUAUCGCACGAAAAAGCUGUUUCACUGUAGUAUUAAACUUGUCAUGCAGAGAACCUGACACAGAAGUGAAGUGUUUGUCCUGCAAGAUCACAUGCAAGACAGUGAAUGAUUUCAGGCGUGUAGUUUCUUUUCCCUUAGGACCGUCGCUUUUUUUUUUUUUCUUCGUUCAUGUAGAGCAAAUUUGUGAUGCAAAAAUCAAAAUUUUGCGAAGAUCCUUACAGUGAAAUAACACUUUUGUCCUCGUGCGAUGACCUACUGUCUCCAUCUACUACAGCUGUCCGAAGUCCACAGCAAGAUGCGGUUUCGUAUGGCGUUCUCAACUGUUACAUUCUCAGCUGUUGCGUGUUUUGUAAUGCAAAACGAACAUCAACACUCAGCUCACAACCACAAGGUGAAGCUACUUCGCAUGACAACUUUUGGAAAGGCUAAACAGCACCUAAAUCUGUGCGGAAUUUGUAAUGCUACAGGUGCAACCUCCCUGCUUUGACUUUUGCCAUUCUUGCAUCACAAAUCCAUGUAACAGUUGAGAACGCCAUAUUUCGGGGCUGUUUGGCCGAAGCAGAUCGGAAGAACUUGAACGGGGUGAACCCCAUAUCAAGUGCAAAAGUGACUGGGUCUGGAAGAAUGCAAGUUUGUCAUGCUUGUCUGACAUGACUCGAGAAUCUGUGUUGCAUAGGCACGAAAAGGCCCUCUUACCUGUCAUGCAAAAACGCAGUUUGCCAUGCGUAAUACGUAAGAUAGACAUGGCAGCCAAAAAAAUUUGCCAUGCAUAGCUGCGUAUUGCAGUGCGUCUAUCAUUCACUUUUAGCAUUACAAUAUUCCAGACCCAGACAUAUUUGCAAUCCAUACGCCAUUCCGAUUGACGUUUUUAUGUCGGAUAGCACCACAUCAGGCGACGGAACGAGAACGAGUAACAACUCUAGUACCUUCGUGGUACCGUCCUCGUCCGCUUCUAUAGGAGCAGAAGAUGGUGCUGGAGGCAGCUCCAAGGCGCGGCUAGAACAAGCAAAAACAGAUGUUGAAGAUGCCCAACAACAACAUCAUUUUCCGUUUUCCUCAUCAAACCACGUCAGCAACCCUCGCAGGAACUUGUGGCUCUUGGCGCGAUUUUUUUGCCACAAAGUUUCCGACUACCUGUCCAACGCGGCGCUCUUCGUCGGGCAGACGCUCGUCGCGAAGCAGGAGGAGUUGCUGAAGCUAGAAGGUGUAGAUGUGUCGUCCUCGUCGACCACUGGUAUUGAAAAAGAUAAUCCUCAAACCUUUUUCCACUUGAAAAGCGACUUUCACUCUCAAGUGGGGGUCUGGUACGAGAAAAUCAAGCGGAUCCUUUAUCCUCUGCAAAAACGUCCGCACCCAGGAGUCAAGUUGGGAAUCUAGCAACACAAAGACAAAUCUGCAAGUUUUGGGAGCUGUGCAUGACGAGUUUUCCUCUGGAGUGUAGUGCUGGUUGGCAAGGGAAGCCGUAUAAGAAAGACACUUUCUCUCUCAUCCUGUUUGCAGCACCACAAGUUCCAAAACACGACUGGAAAUGCCUCUGAUGGAACUGCGCAAUACAAAUGUUCCUAUCAUUGCGCAUUUGCAUGACAAACCUGUGGUGGAGACGUUUUUGCACAGGAUAUCUUUCUCGAAGUGGAUGACGACCGGGCAGAAGAAGGAGGCGGCUUGCAUCAUCUCGCGGAAGAGCUAGAAGCAGAAAUAGUAGUAAAAGGCACUGCUUCUUCUACACACAACAGGAAGAAAAAGGUAUUGAAGCUGCUAACCAAGCAAGACCUGUCCACUACGAUGGACAAGGAACUGAUGCUUCUCGAGCCGAUCGGCGGUCUUGCGGCCGGAAUUCCGGAAACACACCUGUAUUUGGAGUUCUUUGACCUGUACGGGAAGCAGCACCGGAAGAGCGUGGUGGAACUGGAAAAAGUGAACCGGCAGAUCGUCAACGCAGAAAAAUCUCUCUCAGAUCAUGGAGAACAAACUUUUUCGAAUCUCACGAGCAGCAGGACUGCGGAACUACAACAAGGUGCUCUUACAGUAGAAGAUCUUGUUUCCCUCCGCGAAAAGCGGGACGAGCUGCUGCUCUCCACCGACCUUCAGCUCCAGCAGUUGGCGCAGUUUUUCAAGCAGGCGAUGCACCGCACGACGCUGUUCAUGCAGAAGGUUGCGGAUCUGUUUUACACAAGAUUGAAGCCGCACUUGACUACAGGGUGCGAAGUAUGCAUCAGAAGUAUUAAAGUAUCGCACUUACUGUAGCUAUAAAUGAAAAAAUGCACCAUCAAGAUCAAAUCAUCUCGAAUUGAAAAGUGGAAUUAUUGGAAUGCUUCGGAAUAAAGUAGAGAUCUGGCAUGCAGGAUGGCCGCAGUCGGGUACUACGCAAACGUACUAGUUGUAGCGGUGCGAAGUGCGAUACCUUUGCAUUGCACACACAGAGGACGUCUGCAACGAUGGCAUUGUCGAGGAGAACGCGAGACGGAUUGACAGCAUGCAACACUUGGUCUCCAUCCGGUAUGGGGAGGAGGGUAGUCCUGCUGGUACUACACCUAUCAUGUCAACACCCAGGACAUCAGAGGAGCUCACAACCACCCUUGCCAGCCUACUUGAGGUGGAAGCAACUCCUCCUGCUAACGAGGGAGAUGAACUUGAACCAUCUGUCUCCAAUAAGCUGCACCCUUUCAACAACGUCCAGCACUCCCUUCCCGAGCCGGAAGUUGCGGACCUGGUGUUUGCGCAGAAGUUGAGCACGGUCCGGCCCAAUUGCCCGGCCCUGGCGAGGUCCCCCGGCGUGCUGGAUUUUUCCCCCAUUUUGUGGCCACCGGUGGACUUUGUGCCUCUCGUGUUUGAAAAGGAGUACACCAUCAACGGCCGCGCCGUCAUCCACACACCGCCGGUCUAUUUCGCGCAUAUCAUACAGUAGAAAAAAGCUAGCAUGUCAUCUUCACAUAUGCAAUGCAAAAGUGAAUUCAAAAUUAUUGGUUAAGAGGGAACAACGACAAACUCUGCCAUUGGCGAAAAGCCAUGAACAUGCUGUUUGUGAUAUGCAUUAUGCAAAAGAGAUUUUUAUGUGAAUAUGUUCUCGCAUUAUUUCCGUAUGAUAUUGCAAAAAUCAUUCGAAAAGGGUUGGAACGAGCGGCAUGACUUUCGCUGGGAGAGGGAACACAUCGAAAAGGAAGUGAGCGUGAGGGCAGAAGACGUGGAAACUGGCAUCUACACGAGCUACGGAGACACGGUAUCAAAUGCAAAAAUGUCUGGGUCUGGAAGAAUGCAAGUUUGUCAUGCUUGUCUGGCAUGACUCGAGAAUCUGUGUUGCAUAGGCACGAAAGGGCCCUCUUACCUGUCAUGCAAAAACGCAGUUUGCCAUGCGGAAUACGUAAGACAUUGCAGCCAGAAAAUUUGUCAUGCAUAGCUGCGUAUUGCAGUGCGUCUAGGUCUAUCAUUCACUUUUAGCAUUACAAGUUUCCAGACCCAGACAUAUUUGCAUUUGAUACACGGCACUCCAUCGCGAUUUUUUCCAAAAGCACAGAGACCUGAUCGAAGACAAGCACGUCCUGGUGUUGGGGUCCGAAAUUCCCUGGAUCGAGGUGUUCCUGCUCCGCAUGUAUUCACAGUAAAUUUCCGGUACACGUACAAAAACAAAUGCAGUCUCUGCAUGACAAAACUUGCCUUCAAUCCUAGUCUAGCAUGACAAGUUGGACACUGCAAGUUAGCGAAAUUUGUCAUGCAUUUUGUACAUGUACGGGAAAUUUACAUAGCAUAGCAUGAACGCCAGAAAGGUCACCACCGUGGACUACCGCGAGCCGAAAGUCGUUCGCCGCCACCCGAUAUGAAUUGCAAAUAUGCCUGGGUCUGGAAGGUUGGAACAUGUAAUGCUUGCUUUACAUUCCUGGGAUAUCUGUGUUGCAUAACCAGCAAAAGUCGCAGCCAGCUUUGUCAUGCAAGAAGAAGAACGCAGUUUCUCAUGCGGACUACCUAUGAGAAAGCGUCCUGGAUAGUUGUCAUGCUGGACUGCAUUCGGAUGUGUUUCCAUUAUCCACAUUUUAGCGUCACAAGUUUCCAGACCCAGACAUUUUUGCAGUCGAAACCCGAAACUCCGGUUUCUGCACUUCUUGGACCUGGGAAAAAAGUUCGGGUUUUUUCAACGAAAGGAACUACAUGGAGAAAGCGAUGAUGAGGAAAUAAGAGCAAAUCAUGCUGAGCCACCAGAUCAAGAUCAACAGGAUCAGGAAGAUGCAGCUUUUCACGAACUGUUCGAUCUCGCGUUCACCUACUCCUCCCUGGAACAUGCGGGGCUCGGGCGGUACGGCGACCAGCUCAAUCCCUUCGCGGAUGUGCAGACCGCGUCCUUGAUCUUCUGUGUAUUGAAGCCAAAUGCCUACUUUUUCACGGGACCGAACACCAUCGACACGAAUCAGUGGCUCGUGGCGGGCAGCCAAGACCGGCUAUACUGGAACAGCGGACGGGACCUUAUGGACGGGUUCUCAAACGUGGUUACACUCUCAUUCAACUGCUGCAUAGAUUUUUUGUCGUGCAAAAUAAACUACUUGUUUAAACCGCCGGAUAAAGAUAAUCAAGCUGCUUCGCAUGAUGACAAAUUUCCGAAGGGCUAGACAGCGUAUAAAUCUGUGCCAAAUUAUCUGUCAUGCGAAAGCAGCAAGCUUGCCCCUUUGACUGUUGCUGUGCUUGCAUUGCAGACUCCUGUAACAGUUGAGAGUGUAACGGUUGAGAACUCCGCCAUAGACCUGGGGCGACACUUCUGGGCGCGCAUGAUGAUCGCCUAUGCGUUCGAUGGGAACCGCAGCAGUCGCGAUACCGACCGGGGAUACUUCGCGUGGAAAAGGCCAUCUUCGGCGUGAGGAGACGAAGAGUCUCAAUUUGUGUAGUAGUUGUUCCCUUAGUUAUUUUUACCCAUUUUCACGGAACCAAAUGACGAGUACGCGUAAGUCCAGCAUAGCAUUUCACUCUUGAAAAAACAUUAAUUUCCAUGCGGCGCAACCGCCGGCUUUAGAU
Messenger RNA from Amoebophrya sp. A120, 5894 nucleotides. The record is from the annotation of a GenBank genome assembly. Lineage: Eukaryota; Dinophyceae; Syndiniales; Amoebophryaceae.